Messenger RNA from Opisthorchis viverrini, 1608 nucleotides. RefSeq lists its product as hypothetical. The annotation marks the transcript as partial. Lineage: Eukaryota; Metazoa; Platyhelminthes; Trematoda; Opisthorchiida; Opisthorchiidae. Gene Ontology annotation, molecular function: amino acid transmembrane transporter activity. Gene Ontology annotation, cellular component: vacuolar membrane. The record is from RefSeq and is a predicted model, not a curated record. The transcript has 6 exons. Gene Ontology annotation, biological process: amino acid transmembrane transport.
AUGGAUACUUCAGAUCGGGCACCUAUGGUGCGCAAUGCAUUACGUGAAACGGAUGUAAUUAGCGUUGCCGUGACGGAAGAAGAAAACAGCAAUGUUAUGACUGAACUCGAAGGCGCCUGUGCCGUGGGCUCAAAUCUGAGAUUAUCUUCACACCAACUAGCCCUAUCCGUGCUCACCCCGAAAUUGUUGUUUGUCUCAAUCUCCCAGUUUGUGCGGGCUUUUCUCCCCGACCAGUCACAGAAUUUUUACCUUAUCGGAUUCAUGGUCACCUUGCUACUGAUACCUCUCUGCUGGUCUGUGGAUAUGCGUAUACUCGCCCGGCUCUCUAUGGUCGCCAAUAUUGCCACUAUGAUUGGGACUAUACUGGUAUUGGCCUAUCUCCUCACGGCCGGCCUUCAGCCUUACAACACUUUCCCUGCUUAUACGAAUUUUCAAAAUCUGCUCAUCGGUUUCAGCAUCGUCAUAUUCGCUUUCGAAGGUAUAGGCAUGGUUUUACCCAUAGAAAACAAAAUGGCUCAUCCGAAGGGCUAUACCGAUCUCACUGGUGUGCUUAACGUGGGUAUGGUUGUCGUGAUUUGCGUGUGUGCCUCGGUCGGCUUCUUCGGCUUUCUAAAUGCAGGGGACAAUGCACAAGGCAGCAUCACUCUGACAAUCCCAGAACGACCGUUCUGGUUUGCUCCGAUCAAACCGCUCUUCAUCUUCGCAAUUUUGGUCUCCUAUCUAGUACAAUACUACAUCCCGGCAAUCAUUUUUGCUCGACUGAUGGAAAAGCUACGCUGUCAUCGUGAAGCUUCGGAGAACCGACGGUACAUCCACAUCAAGACGAUGCGGGUCUCUCUAGUUCUUUUCACAUCUGGAUAUGCUGGGGUGGGUAUUGUAUUGAGCGAACAAACUGAAGUGUAUCUGCUUGAUUGGAUGCCCGUUGACAGUCGCCUCUGUGCGGUUCGUUUGGCAACAUCGGUGAGAGAAUCUAGAGGAAGUGAGGUUCAUCGCACCUUGUUUAUUGUUUCUGCUUACGCCCCAACUGACUGUAGCUCUGAAUCUGCCAAGGACAGUUUCUAUGACGCUCUAGGUGCCCUUCUACAACAGGCUAAAAGCUCAGAUAUCGUUGUGGUUGCUGGUGAUAUGAACGCCCAGACGGUUCCUUUGCAGUACGAAUUUCCGGAGCAGCGGAAAUUGCUUGACAACGUGGUGCCCACCAUCAAACCAGCGCCGAAUCCAAAUAGACCACAUCGCCGUCAGUUAUCAGUGGCGAGAGUCGAUCACCGCCCGCCGCUCCUUCUGGAACACCAGCCACCACAACUUCACCCGGCGCAUCAUCCGACGCCAGAUGAAAAUGAGUGUCCGCGCAGACCAACAAGCUUGGUGAACCCGAAAGGCCGAGGAAAUGGAAGAUGCAAAGAAUGUUGGAAACGUGCGCAAGCUUUUGCACUUGAUUCGUUCAACUGGUCGGCGGAAACCUCUUGUCAGCGAAAUAAUCAGGGACCAAAAUGGCUCCCUGAUAUGCAACAAAGCAGAACGUUUGGACCGCUGGACACAGUACUUCGAGCAGAAAUUCAGCUGGCCAUCUGCCACCUCCAGUCCAGAAACCUGGCUAUCAACAGAGAG